GAAGAAGGAGAAGAAGAAGAAGAAGAAGAAGAAGAAGAAGAAGAAGAAGAAGUUGUCUAUGUAAUUUCCGUUUCUCUCCAACAAUGGCGUCCUCCACGACUGGAGACGGCGUGAGUGAAGCACAAACCGGGAAACAAUCGAAAAAGACUAAAAACCAAGUGGAUGAAUCUGAUCUCCUGACUGUUCCCAAUGGAUGGAAAGAGCCGAGGUUCAGCAGAGACGACAACCCCCGUGGGCUCCUGGAGGAGAGCAGCUUCGCCACCCUCUUCCCCAAAUACAGAGAAGCCUACCUGAGAGAGUGCUGGCCGCUGGUGGAGAAGGCUUUAGGAGAGGCUCACAUCAAAUCCUCUCUGGACCUGAUAGAGGGCAGCAUGACAGUAGGCACCACUAAGAAGACUUUUGACCCGUACGCUAUCGUGAGAGCCAGAGAUCUCAUCAAACUGCUGGCGAGGAGCGUCCCGUUUGAACAGGCUGUGAGGAUAUUACAGGACGACAUGGCAUGCGACAUCAUCAAAAUCGGAACCCUGGUUAGGAACAGAGAGCGGUUUGUGAAGCGAAGACAGCGGCUGAUUGGCCCCAAGGGUUCCACCCUAAAAGCAUUAGAGUUGUUAACCAACUGCUAUGUGAUGGUCCAGGGCAACACGGUGUCGGCCCUCGGGCCUUUCAACGGCCUGAAGGAGGUCCGCAAAGUGGUGAUGGAAACGAUGAAGAACAUCCACCCCAUCUACAACAUCAAGACCCUGAUGAUCAAGCGGGAGCUUUCUAAAGACCCAGACCUGCGGAUGCAGAGCUGGGAACGUUUUCUGCCCAAGUUCCGCCACAAGAACCUGGCCAAGCGCAAGGAGCCCAAGAAGAAGAGUGUGAAGAAGGAGUACACGCCGUUCCCUCCAGCACAGCCAGAGAGCAAGGUUGACCAAGAACUGUCCACGGGAGAGUUCUUCCUGCGUGAGAGUGUGAAAAGGAGGAAGAAGAUGGAGGAGAUUAAGGUGAAACAAGCGGAGGCCCUGACCAAGAAGCAGGAAGAACGGAACAAAGCUUUCAUCCCUCCUAAAGAGAAGCCUUUGAUGAAGAAGACCAUUAAAGCUCCUGUAGAUGGCAAGUUGGACAUCCAAGCCAUCAAGGAUAGAGUGCGAAAAGCCAAGACCAAGAAACUGGGGGCUCCACCGAUGAACCCAGCUCCUCCUACCAGCACCACAGACAAGAAGAAGAAGAAAGCUAAAGGCUAACCACAGACUAACCCUUUCGCUGACAGGAUGUGAUGUUCACGGAUGGAGUCAAGACUUUGUAAGCACACAACAAGGAAGAUGGGAUGUCAGACGUGUGUGUGCGCACGCUUGGAUCAAAUUGAAUUCAAAUGCAAACUGUCACAGAUGUUUUUAUUGAAUAUUUGUUUUUCAAGAUAUCUCCUAGUUGUUUUUUACUGUAUGGAGACAAAGUGUGUUGAACAGCAAUAGAUUUUUUCUCCUGUCUCCCUCACAUCUCUCUGUCCACUGUCAUUGUCCAGAUUUUGUAUGGGCAGUAUUUAAAUAUUGAAAAAUAUAUUUUUCUCUUUGAUAAGACUGGUGUGUGUUCAGGAGGCGGCAGACAUAAUCGUGCAUGUACUUUGACAGUUUACAGCUCUAUUUAGACUUAAAAUCAAACUAUAUAGACCAAACUAUUAAAGAUGUAAUUAAAGUCACAUCUUCAACUUAACACUGUCAGAAUAAAUCCAUGGUUGUUCGUCUACUCAUAGCAGAAGACAUCAGGGUAGAAGCAGUGGACUGCGUAUGAUGCAAUGAACGUGAGGAUGAGGCAGAUGGGCCGGACCACCAGAAUAUACACAUAGUGGUGGUCUGCAGCAGGCAGAGCUUGGUCCAUGUCUGGAGUCCAGCUGUAGCCUGUAAAGGCAGCAGAUACCGGGACUGAGUGGUUUCAACAUUACAUAUCACAAAGUAUUUGUGUUUUGAAGUUGUCAAAUUCAACUUCAAACUGUAUUUUCUGACUUUAGUGUCAUCACUUACUUUUCUUUGAAUCUCUCUCUUUGUUACCUGCAGAGAUAUUAGACACGGUUUUGAUACAAUGAACAGGAGUUCCUCUUCUGCUCUCCCCUUGAGCAGAUAGAUCAUAAUUUCUUUUUAGCAGAAAUGUGCAACAUGUUUAUGUUGUAGUUUAGGUUUUUUGCCCAGCAUACUUAAAUUUGUGCCAGUUGAAUGGUUUGAAAAGGAUUGUGCCAUGACAUUUGACAGGUCGCCUCAAAACAAGAAAACAAAUGUAGUUAUGGGGAAAAUUGAUGAAAAUACCCCAAAAUAAAGUUUCAAUUGUUUUUAAGAGAAAAAUAAAAUUGGAGAACUCA
Messenger RNA from Scophthalmus maximus (turbot), 2332 nucleotides. It is a transcript of the gene krr1, whose product is annotated as KRR1 small subunit processome component homolog. Bases 84 to 1226 code for a protein of 380 amino acids. Gene Ontology annotation, cellular component: small-subunit processome; nucleolus. The transcript is spliced from 10 exons. The record is from RefSeq and is a predicted model, not a curated record. Gene Ontology annotation, molecular function: RNA binding. Lineage: Eukaryota; Metazoa; Chordata; Actinopteri; Pleuronectiformes; Scophthalmidae.